This is a messenger RNA of Ceratina calcarata, 1566 nucleotides long. RefSeq lists its product as uncharacterized. The coding region runs from base 819 to 1178 and encodes 119 amino acids. The transcript is spliced from 3 exons. Lineage: Eukaryota; Metazoa; Arthropoda; Insecta; Hymenoptera; Apidae. The record is from RefSeq and is a predicted model, not a curated record.
GAGGGUGCGUUCACACCCACGUAACAACCGGUGCAUAAACCCACCAAAUAUGGACGUCCGUACGCGAUGUGCGUUCAAUCCUUUACUGUAAACGGUCCUGCGUUAACUUUUCAAGUACGUGUACUUGACUCUCUUUGACUGUUCAGCAACGUCGUUCAGAAAAGCCACCGAGAGAUGCGAAACGAUUCAUUUAAAUAGGUUAGACAGAACAUGAUGGAAUGAGAUGUUUGUCGAGAGUUAAAUAGAAAUCUCGAACAGUUCAAUUUCCUUCGGGUGAGAGGAAAUGAGAAACGCAAAAUUGGUAGGCCACUUGAAAAUUAGCUGUGUAGCGAAAAGAAGAUGGUUAUUACGAAUUUCGAUAGUACAAUCUGAAGAACCGUUGAUUCUGAGAAAGAUAACCGAGUGCAUCUUACAAGACGAUAAAAGAUUAAUUGUAUCUGUAAUUUUGUCGAUCGAGUGUCACGCCACGAAAGUAAACGAUUGCAUUGAUAAGAGUUCGUGUAAAGAGGAACAAAAAAAUAACUUGCUAUUGAUAAUCGAAUGAUCGACGAUCGUUAAGUAUACCAUCAAUGAUAAUUAGAAACGAGAAUUACAGCAGCCAACGGUCGAACUAUACUCGGACUGGUAUUCUAUCGGAGUAUCCUGUCGAUUUGUGUAAUCGAGCUUUGUUUUCGUGACAAAUGUCUACGAGGCACGGGUAAACUGACCAACACACGACGUUAAUCGCCGAAACGAGGAACAAUCUGUCACAUCGUAACAUGCAGUGGUCAAGAUUAAAUACGAAUUAGAUUCUUUUACCGAAAGUUUAAAUCGAUUCAAUGAUGAUCUGUGCUAACAGAAAGAGAGGCCGCGACGUGGAAGAAGAAUCUAGCGAUUUCAUGCCGUUAAGUAAACGAAUCAACAAUCUUCAUAUAAAUAGUUUGUCAGUGAUACAGGAGAAUGUGGCCGAGAAUAUGGACACCGAUUGCUGUAACCGAGGCUUUAUACCAUCGCCGAAUUACUCGGAUCUCUCGCAAGAGUCACCGCUGUACGAUGGAUACAGUUCUAGCCAAAGCAGUUACACGGCAGAGUACAAACCAGAUCUGGACGCUGCUGAAAAUCCUUUCUAUUAUGAAAGUAAUAAGUUGCUAUUCUCCUUAUACAUGGAACGCUUACAAAGAAUAUCCGAUACGUUUUGAUGUGCCCUGCUUUCGAUCGCUACAAGCAUUUUAUAUCUAACUUUUUUCUUUCAUUCCUUUCAUUGCCAUCAGGCCAAUUGUACUGGUGUAGAUAUCAAAUUAAAAUUGCAUGUUAAAAAUGAAUUUGUAAUGGGCGAUUAAACUUUGUGUAAUUAUAUUUAAUGAGUGUAAUUGUAAUAAUUAUUCGAUAAUUUAUAUUUCGUUAUAUACAUUGUAGUAUAAAAUACAAAUUCUGUUGGAUCACCGUUUCUUAUAUAAGUGUCGUGUCAUAUGUCUCAAUUAUAUUUUUCUUAAGUGUAUACACGUUUAUUAGACUUCAAAGUAUUUUGAGACUGUGAAAGUAUGGAGUAACACAUAUUUAUAAUAAAAAAGGUUAUCAAAGGAAAAA